Molecule: messenger RNA, 2535 nt
Organism: Botrytis cinerea B05.10
Lineage: Eukaryota; Fungi; Ascomycota; Leotiomycetes; Helotiales; Sclerotiniaceae
Exons: 5
Coding region: 629-2071 (480 amino acids)
Biological process (GO): ammonium transmembrane transport
Cellular component (GO): plasma membrane
Molecular function (GO): ammonium channel activity
Source: RefSeq, a predicted model, not a curated record
GAUUUGAUGUGAAUCCAUAAAACUAACCAUUCCCUUUCCCUUUCCCUCUCCCUCUCCCCCUCCUCCUCCUCAUUUUCUUCCUUUUUUCCGUUGUCGCACGACUUCCUUCCAGUGGCGUCGAAGAAUCAGCAAAAGGUGACCUUGAGUUUCGUCGGUGAUUAAUCCAUCUUCGCUCGUCACUCAUUUUGUCCUACAUCUCUCUCUCUCACUCUCUCUCUCUCUCUCUCGUCGCUCUCAACUCUCACAUUCACCCAAAGCUUCCUCCUUCACCCACCUGGAGCUGGGAUCCCGAUUCGAAUAUUCACCAGCAAGGUUCCCACAUAAGCCUCUCCCGCUCUGCUCACCUUAGCAGCGAUUCACUAUCAUCUCUUUAUAUAAUUAUUUUUUUCCGACUUCGCCCGUUAUCUUUCCAUUGAAUCUUCCCACAGAGCCUUGUUCAUACAUAGCCCGGCACCUUAUCCGACUUCGGCCAUCUUGGUAUAAUACUCUUUCGUGUCUACAACAAUCUUCCUCUUCCUUUUGCAACGCAGCUUCCUCUCGCCUCAACACCCUUUCGAUCGGAAGACACCCACACCUCACUUGCUCACCUAGAGUUUGCUACUUGUGACCGAGGUCAACUGUGUUCAAGAUGGUUGUGGAAUACAAUGGUACGAAUGCAGCUGGGGGUGAUUCGCUGACGGAGGAUCUCAACAUCUUUUAUGAUGCUGGUGAUAUUGCUUGGAUGAUCACUUCCACAGCUUUGGUCUUGCUUAUGAUUCCUGGUGUCGGUUUCUUCUAUUCCGGUCUUGCUCGUAGAAAGUCCGCUCUGUCGUUGAUUUGGCUCUCCAUCAUGGCUACCGCAGUAGUCUCUUUCCAAUGGUUCUUCUGGGGUUACUCUCUUGCCUUCUCUCACAGCGCUGGAAAAUAUAUUGGUGAUUUGGAAAAUAUCGGCUUCCGAAAUGUCCUUGGAGCACCAUCUGUCGGUUCCACCAAAAUCCCCGAUCUCAUGUUCGCCGUCUACCAGGGUAUGUUCGCCGCCAUCACUGUAGCUCUCGCCGUUGGUGCCGUCGCAGAACGUGGUCGCAUGCUUCCAACCAUUGUUUUCAUGUUCGUUUGGUCGACCAUUAUUUACGAUCCCAUUGCUUGCUGGACCUGGAACGCCUCCGGAUGGGUUUUCAAGAUGGGCGGUCUCGACUUUGCUGGUGGAACUCCUGUGCAUAUUUCUUCGGGUUGUGCAGCUCUCGCAUACAGUAUCAUGUUGGGCAAACGUCGUGGACAUGGUACUCACGAAUUGAAUUACCGCCCACAUAACGUUACACACAUUGUUAUUGGAACCGUUUUCCUGUGGGUUGGGUGGUUUGGUUUCAAUGCUGGUUCCGCUCUUGCAGCUAACAUGCGCGCUGUUAUGGCCGCAGUUGUUACCAACUUGGCAGCUUGUGUUGGUGGUAUCACAUGGUGUGUUCUCGACUACCGUCUUGAGCGCAAAUGGUCUACCGUCGGUUUCUGCUCCGGUGUUAUUGCUGGUCUCGUCGCUAUCACGCCAGGAUCUGGUUUCGUUCCUGCUUGGGCUUCCAUCAUCUACGGUGUUGUCGGAGCUGCCGGCGCCAAUUAUGCUACCAAACUCAAGUUCGUCCUCGGUGUCGAUGAUGCUCUCGAUAUCUUCGCCGAACACGCCGUUGGUGGUAUCAUUGGAAACAUUCUCACCGCUUUCUUCGCUGCUGAUUACAUAGCUCAUCUUGAUGGUUUCACCGAGAUUCCAGGUGGAUGGCUUAACCGAAACUGGGUUCAACUCGGCUACCAACUUGCUGAUUCUGUUUCCGGUGGUGUUUACUCUUUCGUUGGAACAUGCAUCAUUCUCUUCAUCAUGAACCUCAUCCCCGGUCUCUCACUCCGCGCCACCGAAGAAGCUGAAAUUCUCGGUAUCGAUGAUGCUGAGAUUGGUGAGUUCGCUUACGAUUACGUUGAGCUUACUCGUGAGGUCUUGAACGACACAUCCGAGACUGGAAGCAGAUACUCUGGUCGCGAAACUGCGACCACUCCUUCUCCUCAUGAGAAGGAAGCUAGACAUUCCGCUCAAGAUAUGGAAGCAUAAAUUAUCAACUUUGAUAUUUAACUUCAGUCUUUAGCCUUCUUUGUCUUUCGUCUUUUUAGACGCACAGCGACUUCGCAUAGAUAUGGUCUUGAACAAUCAUGAUUCUCGAUUCGUAAUUUUAUUUUCCUUUUUUUACCUACUUCUUCGCCAUGAUAUCAAAUUCAAUGUUUAUUUUUUUUCCCCCAAACCAAGAAAGCUAGCAACUCACUCGAGAUACCACAUUUUUUCUUUUCCUUCAAUCUUUUUUCUUCGAUGUAUGAAACUGAGGUUUACUUACGGCAUACAUCUGUACGGUGACUAAACAUGCAAAUUUUUGCGUGUAGUUUCUGACUUUUUGUAUUUAUUGACCAUUGAAUGGAUGGUGAAAAAGUUGGUUGCGGGCGGGGGGAGUGAGGCUUUUUUCUUGCAUGGUGUUCCUUUUUUAAAAAUCUCGAUUCGGAAUCUGAUUUGUAUGUACCGUAGCA